AGCGGAGACGACACGCGUCCUUCCGCCGCGUCCGUGCUUUUCGUCCGGUGGCUUUUCCGUUCUCCGCUCAGAUACUCGUCUCGCGCUGCUCCGAUCGCUCGAGCGAACUCGGUAGUUUCGUUGGAACAGUCCGCAAAGCAAAGCCGCCACCAUGGAUGUCAUCAAGAAGAAGAUGCAAGCGAUGAAGCUUGAGAAGGACAAUGCCAUGGACAAGGCCGAUACCUGCGAGGGGCAGGCGAAGGAGGCGAAUUUGCGCGCGGACAAAGUCCUCGAGGAGGUCGCCGAGCUCACGAAGAAACUAGCCCAGGUCGAGGCCGACCUGGAGGCCAACAAGCAGGCUCUCGAGCAGGCCAAUCGAGAUCUCGAGGAUCGUGAAAAGUCUCUCACCAACGCUGAAUCCGAGGUCGCUGCUCUUAACCGUAAAGUCCAGCUGAUUGAGGAGGACCUCGAGCGCUCGGAGGAACGGCUGAACACCGCGACCGCCAAGCUGACGGAAGCGUCGCAGGCCGCCGACGAAUCCAGCCGUAUGUGCAAAGUAUUGGAAAACCGUGCGCAGCAGGACGAAGAGAGAAUGGACCAACUGACGAACCAAUUGAAGGAGGCUCGCCUGCUCGCUGAGGACGCUGACGGAAAAUCCGACGAAGUGUCGCGCAAGCUGGCCUUCGUUGAAGAUGAGCUCGAGGUCGCGGAGGAUCGCGUGAAAUCCGGCGAAGCCAAGAUCAUGGAGCUGGAGGAGGAAUUGAAGGUCGUCGGUAACAGCUUGAAAUCUUUGGAGGUCUCCGAGGAGAAGGCCAACCAACGAGUCGAGGAAUUCAAGCGCCAAUUGAAGACUCUGACGGUCAAACUAAAGGAGGCCGAAGCUCGCGCCGAGUUCGCCGAGAAGACCGUCAAGAAGCUCCAGAAGGAGGUCGACAGGCUCGAAGACGAACUGGGCAUCAACAAGGACAGAUACAAGUCGUUGGCCGACGAAAUGGACUCGACGUUCGCCGAAUUGGCAGGAUACUAGAUCACUUUGCUGCUAUCUCGUUCUACGCUUCGUGUCUAAUAAUCAUUUCGAUCAUCUAUCUCGUCGAGGGAGCAACACGUUCCACGUUCGCGCGUUACAUCUCGGCGUCAUUCGUCUGACGAAAA
Molecule: messenger RNA, 1131 nt
Organism: Ooceraea biroi (clonal raider ant)
Lineage: Eukaryota; Metazoa; Arthropoda; Insecta; Hymenoptera; Formicidae
Gene: Tm2
Product: tropomyosin 2
Source: RefSeq, a predicted model, not a curated record